Messenger RNA from Cajanus cajan (pigeon pea), 1515 nucleotides. It is a transcript of the gene COX10, whose product is annotated as cytochrome c oxidase 10. The record is from RefSeq and is a predicted model, not a curated record. Gene Ontology annotation, molecular function: protoheme IX farnesyltransferase activity. NCBI's taxonomy places the organism in Eukaryota, Viridiplantae, Streptophyta, Magnoliopsida, Fabales, Fabaceae. Gene Ontology annotation, biological process: heme A biosynthetic process. Gene Ontology annotation, cellular component: membrane; mitochondrion.
GUUGUUGGAAGUGUUGUGAUUUGGAUUGGCUGCAACUGCGAUCAACAAUGUUGAGGAGGAGUUCUCUUACCUCCUUCUGUUCCAAAUUCCUUAAUUCCCAUUCUCACAACCUUAAUUAUCUUCGUUCCUCUUCUUCUUCUUCUUCCUCUUCCUCUUCCAAUUCCCAUCUCAUCGCUUCUUCUGCAACUGCACUCCACAUCGCUUCCGCUUCACCCUCCAAAGCCACCACCGAUGUCGUUUCGUUCACCCGCCACUAUGGAAGGUGCUAUUGGGAACUCUCCAAGGCCCGUCUCAGCAUGCUCGUGGUUGCAACGUCUGGGACUGGAUUUGUCUUGGGGAGUGGUAGUGCUGUUGAUCUGUCGGCACUUUCUUGGACUUGCUUGGGUACUAUGAUGGUUGCUGCAUCUGCUAACUCUUUGAAUCAGGUAUUUGAGAUCAACAAUGAUGCUAAAAUGAAGAGAACAAGUAGAAGGCCACUACCUUCAGGACGCAUCACAGUACCUCAUGCUGUUGGCUGGGCCGCCUCUGUUGGUAUAGCUGGUACGGCUCUGCUAGCAACACAGACUAAUAUUUUAGCUGCUGGGCUUGCUGCUUCCAACCUGAUUCUGUAUGCAUUUGUAUAUACUCCCUUGAAGCAGAUUCAUCCUGUAAACACAUGGGUGGGAGCCAUUGUUGGCGCUAUUCCACCACUUAUGGGAUGGGCUGCAGCUUCUAAUAGCAUUUCACUAAAUGGAAUGAUUCUUCCAGCUGCUUUAUAUUUUUGGCAGAUACCCCAUUUUAUGGCCCUAGCUUAUUUGUGUCGCGAUGACUAUGCUGCAGGAGGGUUUAAGAUGUACUCUCUUACUGAUACAUCUGGGCUGAGAACAGCAGUUGUGGCUUUAAGGAACUCUAUAUAUCUAAUCCCUUUGGGGUUCUUGGCUUAUCAUUGGGAUGUGACUUCUGAAUGGUUUUGUCUCGAGUCCACUGUACUUACACUUGCAAUAAGCGCUGCAGCAUUUUCAUUCUAUAGAGACCGUACCAAAGAAAAAGCAAGGAGAAUGUUCCAUGCCAGUCUUCUUUAUCUCCCUGUGUUUAUGUCUGGGCUUCUGAUUCACCGUCGUUCAGAUAACCAGCAAUUCUUAGAAGACAAUGCAAAUGGUUUUGUGAAAUCUGCAUCCUCUGUGGAAACUCUAGAGUUGGAUGAUGAAAAUGGUAAUCCGAUCAAGGCUAGGCGUCCUAAUCGGACUCAAGUGCGUCCUCCUGUAGCGUAUGCUUCUGUUGCUCCUUUUCCCUUUUUGCCUGCUCCUUCAUAUAACUUCCCUUGAUAAGUUAUCGGGUAUACGGAUUUUGUAUGGCUUUAACAUUUUCUCGACCAAGUUUUGGUUGAUUUGAUAUAUUCAUUGAAAUUAUAUUCUCAUUGGCCUGUCUGAGCCGUUAAGGUUGUUUUUAUAUGCCACAAUGAAAAUUGAAGACGCAUCAGUAAUCUGAAAUAAAUGAGAAUUUGUUCUGCAUAGUGUAUAAUAUACAUUCAGAUCA